AUGCCUCGCACUACUGCUCCUGCGGAGAUCCCUCUCCCCAUCACCUACACUCCUACCACCCAUCGCAUUAGCAAAGCGAAGAAGGGCAAGCGCGUUCACGCUUGCGAGUUUCCUGGAUGCAACAAGGUCUUUACACGAGCUGAGCAUAGAAGGCGCCAUGAGUUGAACCACAACCCAGAAGCUUCCUACCGAUGCACCCAGACUGGCUGCAAGAAGUCAUUCCACCGCGCCGACUUGCUCACGCGCCACAUGGAGCGACACGAUCUCGAAGCUCAGAUGGAGACCUCAGCGCGGUGGGAACGCCACGCAUCUGCCAGAGCAUCCUCGGAGCAGUACAUUCCCAGAUACACCAUGGUAACGCCAGCACCAUAUCUCGCCGUGACGCAGCCGAUCUCAAUCAAGGCACCAGCGAUCCAUCCCGAUCUCGCCGUUGACGGGCUACUAUGGAACCCAAUGGAGAGUCCAGAGCAGCAGAUCCACGUUCUCUCUGGUCCUCAGGUUCAAGAACCCGUGGAAGACUCUCGAUUCUAUUCAACUCCAGAGGCCUGCCCAUCUCCGUCCUCGGACGGCACAACCUACUCCGUUCCCUCGUACUCCGGCUCCUCCAUCUCCUCUACUUCGCCAGGCCUCGUUGAUUCAUACCCAGACCCAGUCAUCGACUCGGAAUUGACAUCUUCGCCCGCCCCAAUGCAUGCAAAUCUCGACUGGGAGCGAGUUGAGCCGAGUGUCGCUCCCCCGCCUAACAUGCUCCCAAUCCAGAACUUCCCCAUCCAUCCGGCUCUUCAAUCAUGGUCCAUCUCACAGCCAAUGAGCUACAGCGACGAGUUCCUGCCACAAGCUCCGAGCCCCUACCAAGCAGCUGGCGCACCCCGGUCAUGGACCCAGUGA
Molecule: messenger RNA, 888 nt
Organism: Aspergillus calidoustus
Lineage: Eukaryota; Fungi; Ascomycota; Eurotiomycetes; Eurotiales; Aspergillaceae
Source: the annotation of a GenBank genome assembly